Messenger RNA from Verruconis gallopava, 729 nucleotides. RefSeq names its product ubiquitin-40S ribosomal protein S27a. Gene Ontology annotation, molecular function: protein tag activity; structural constituent of ribosome; ubiquitin protein ligase binding. The record is from RefSeq and is a predicted model, not a curated record. Gene Ontology annotation, biological process: translation; protein ubiquitination; modification-dependent protein catabolic process. The coding region runs from base 118 to 582 and encodes 154 amino acids. The transcript has 3 exons. Gene Ontology annotation, cellular component: nucleus; ribosome; cytoplasm. Lineage: Eukaryota; Fungi; Ascomycota; Dothideomycetes; Venturiales; Sympoventuriaceae.
AAUGGCGCGGACCACAAAAGAAUUUUGGAUUUUCGAGAAGUCUUAGCUCUUUCUCUCCAACACAUUCUCUGCACAGCGAUUGAAGAGACAUACGCCUUGGGGCUUGUUGAGGUCGCCAUGCAGAUUUUCGUCAAGACCCUGACGGGUAAGACGAUCACCCUCGAGGUGGAAUCGUCCGACACCAUCGACAAUGUGAAGACCAAGAUCCAAGACAAGGAGGGUAUUCCACCCGACCAGCAGCGUCUUAUCUUCGCCGGCAAGCAACUUGAGGAUGGCCGCACUUUGUCCGACUACAACAUCCAAAAGGAGUCGACGCUGCACCUUGUCCUUCGACUUCGUGGUGGUGCCAAGAAGCGCAAGAAGAAGGUGUACACGACGCCAAAGAAGAUCAAGCACAAGAGAAAGAAGACCAAGCUCGCUGUGCUCAAAUACUACAAGGUCGAUGGCGAUGGCAAGAUUGAGCGCCUGAGAAGGGAAUGCCCACAAGAGACUUGCGGGGCUGGUGUCUUCAUGGCUGCCAUGCAUAACCGCCAAUACUGUGGCAAAUGCCAUCUCACUUAUGUCUUCGACGAGACCAAGUAAACGAGCGCAUUCACCACACCUGAGCGCUUCUUCACGGGCGUGGAAUCACCAGCGAGAAAAGGUUUUAUAUAGUGUUCCACAGGCUCCCCUGCAGUGCGUGGGCAACUAGGCUAGACAAAGUAUAUUAAAGAUACACAUCUUCCAACA